UUUUAUCACAGCACUCUUCGGGCAUCUCUCACCGGAGAUCAUAUUCAAAGGUAGUACUAUAUUAAGUCUCAGUUGGCGAUGUUGAAGAUUCUGAAAUGGGAGACUCAUCUGAAUCUUUAUCAACUGCCAUGAUUGAAUUGCUACCCUGAAAGUGGCCAAAAUUCAUCCUCAUGCAAUUGAAUCACGAAGAUGGAUUUUGGCCAUUUCAGGGAAGCCUAUCUUUGGUAACAUUCACACAAAAUCACAUCUGAAAUCCAUUUCCCUACUGACCUAUAUGUGAAUAAGGUAGUAUGAUAUCCUUCUGUGUAAUUUUCUUUACUUUUGAUGAGGGUUAGCAUUAUCCUAGUUUCUAUUACGGGACCUUUUUGCAAUACCAUGAGAUAAUGUCUUCUUCAUAGGUACUGCAUGUGAUACUGCCCAGCUUUAGGAUCUAAUAAAAUGCCAUAUGUUUGUCUAAAAUAGAAAUAAUGUGAUUAAUAAGGUUAAGAUCACACUUAUGUGGAAAAGCAAACACAGAAGAAUAUGGAGCCUCAAAUUUUAUCUAGGUUUCAGUUUAUAUUGUGUAAAAGGAUUAAGGUAGAUACUAGAUAUUAGCAUUCUAGGUUUGAUUACCCUCUUCAUAGUCAUGUGAAGCAUUAUUGUCUGGAUCAUAACACCUUUCUCCUUAUUUUUAAUAUUAUGGAAUCCUUAUAAUUGUAAGCAAAAUCAGCCAGAAAGUAAUAAGGAAAUAAUUUUUAGACAGAUAUAACCUCUUGCCUUACAUUUUGUGAGAGGAUAACAUCUACUGUCAAUAGUAGCAGGUAGAAAAAAUUUUAGUGAAGGUUUACCUCUAACAGCAAUGCCAGUACCUUGGAUGAUGCAUAUGAUGGUUAAAAAUGGGAUUCAUGGCUUUAGAGAUUAAUUGAAGGUGAUGCUCAGUAUGUUAUGACUGAGGUUGACUUUAGCAAGGAAGGUUCACCCUUGGAUGAGAUAAGGUUGCUUAUUCAAUAUUUGCAUUCUAUCUGAUGUUGUUUCUUGCUUAAUUAGGUGUUGCAUUAAGGUGGCACACCAUUUUGCUAGGAUUGCUCUUCAUUUGCAUGAACGUUUGUUGUGUUUAGAAGAGUCUCUGCAGCUUUUAUUCAUACUUUGCUAAUGAUUUAAUAAAGUUAUGAGUUCAAUGGAUUUUAUUCACUUUUUCAUGAUAGAAGAAAAACCCUUCAGUUGAAUAUUAAUAUUUUGAAUUUGAAGUAGGGGGUGGGCUGCAUAUCAGUUUGAGACGACUCGAACUCAAUGCAAAAGUUGAGGGAUUGAGACAUUGACUUCAGCGGCCCUUGACUUAUCCUAUACACAAACUCAAAUAUGAGAUGAUCUGCUAUUACGAAAAUAAGCUUUACACCCAUUUAACUAGCAUUGUAAGACAAAUAAUUCCAUUUUUACAUAUUCCUGAGACAUUGUAUUAUAAUAUAUAGGUUCAUUUAUAUAGUUGAUUGUGCCCAUUUGACAAGCAUUUUAGACAUGUUCAAUAUAUGACUCGGUGUAUAUGUUGACUCCUAUAGUUCAUUGUCAAUGUUAAUUUCAGUCCGACUUAUAGCUUGGCCUGUGUGCUCUGUGUUUCUUCCAUAUAUGUAGUGAAGAAUACUACAAUAGGGAACAAUAAUGGUAAACUUUCUAUUAAACUUGUAGAGUUAAGUUUUGUUUGGAUUGGUUCAUAUGAUUAGGAUGAAGACCAAUUGUUAAGAUUUUGGAUUAUCUCUAUGACUAUUUAUAGCAAGGACUUAAUGAGUUGAUGCAAGUACGAUUAUUGCUUUCCAUCAUUUCAGAGAAUAGUAAAUUUCAGAACCGAGCUUCCUAGCUCCUUACGUUCCAGCUGCCUGUAUGGCCCAUGCAUUAUUACUCUGGACCAUAAAAGAGAAAAGAGACGGAAGGGGCGUGAAUAGGGAAUCUUAUCUACACAACCCAGUUCCCACUCAACUCUGAGAUUUUGAUCUGUUGGUUCGUCCAUGGCUCUGUUCCGAGGUCACAAGGCCUCCCUUUCUAGAUGUAUACUUCUCCUUCUGGAUUUGCUUAUGACUUGUUCCUGAGCUUCAGAGGUGAAGACACCCGAAAGAACUUCACUGACCACCUCUACAUGGCCCUUGUAAAUGCCCGAUUUCGAACUUUCUGGGAUGACAGACUCGAGAAAGGGAAAAAUAUCAAGGAAGAGCUUGAGAAUGCCAUUCGACAGUCACGAAGUUCAGUCAUUGUGUUUUCGAAAGACUACACCUCUUCCAAAUGGUGCCUGGACGAGCUUGUCAUGAUCCUUGAACGCAAGAGGACCUCCAAUCAUGUCGUGUUACCGGUAUUCUACGACGUUAAUCCAUCUCAACUGAGGAAACAUGCAGAAACUCUUGCAAAGGUUCCUAAAUACCAAGAAAAUCAAUCCUCGGAGAAGUUGAAUGGAUGGCGGGCAGCACUUAGAGAAGUUGCAGAUCUAGCAGGAAAUGUUUUAGAAAAUGAAACUGACGGCUGGCUAGCUUGUAGGAUUGCAAUUUAUAGGCACGAGUCAAAGUUCAUCCAAAAAAUUGUUAGAGAGAUUCAAGACAAGCUAGUUCGUGUGCCCCUAAGCGAUGUCCGGAAGGAAUUAGAAGAUAAGUUGUUAUCUGUUAACCCUGUUCUUGAUGAUGCCGAGGGGAAGCAGCUGAAAUUCCAAACGACUCUGAAGCCAUGGCUCCAUAAGCUUAAAGAGACUGUCUAUGAGGCAGAGGACCUGUUGCAGGAGAUCAAAACAGAAGUGUUGAGGCAAAAGAACAAUGAUGAAUAUGGGAGUAGCAGCAGUAAGGUACAAGAGCUCAUCUCUACUCCAUCUCAUGCUUUUGACUCAGUUUUAAUAUACUCCAGGGUAGAGGAAGUUCUUGAAAAACUAAACAACAUUCCGAAGCAGACAAAAGAUGUCUUGGAUUCGGCAGUAACCGCUGGACACAGAGUAUCACAAACACUACUGUCAACUUCUUUGGUAGAAAAGUCUGUGUCUGGAAGAGAUGAAGAGAAAGAAACAUUGGUUAAGUUAUUGCUAUCAGAUGAUGAGACUGGCAAUAAAAUAGGUGUGAUUCCUAUUGUGGGUAUCGGUGGGAUCGGAAAGACCACCCUUGCCCAGUUUCUAUACAACGAUGUUAGAGUCGAGCAACAUUUUCACCUCCAAGCAUGGGUUUGCGUUUCAAAAGAAUUUGAUGUUUUUAGGAUCUCGCAACACAUUUAUGAGUCCCUUACUUCAAAAGCUUGCCAAAGCACAAACCUAGAUCUGCUUCUAUCAAAGUUGCAGGCAACUUUGAGGGGGAAAAGGUUCUUCUUUGUUCUUGAUGACAUCUGGAAGAAGAAUUAUAACCAGCUGGAAUUCUUAAUGCGUCCCCUUGAGUCUGGAGCACAUGGAAUCAAGAUCAUUGUCACAACACGUGAUGAAAAUAUUGCACGUAUGAUGGGUAGCCUUGAAGCUCACCAUCUCAUGCCAAUGUCUGAGGAAGAUAGCUGGUCGUUAUUCGAAAAACAUGCCUUCAAAAAUUGCAGGUGUUGGUACACACUUACAUCUUGAAAAAAUCAGUAGACAAAUUUGUUCAAAAGUGCAAUGGUGUUCCUUUGACUAUCAGGGUGUCCCAAUCUUACCGGGAGAUUAGCGUCAGAAAUUCUCACAUCUCUUGUGUGUGUGUCGGUAUCGUAUUGCCCAGAAUUCGAAUGUAUUCCGGAAGGGGGAUUCCCGUCAAAAGUUAAAAUCACUUGACAUCAAGUCCUGUAAAAAACUGAAUGCAAAGAGAGUGCAGAAUCUGAACAAGGGUCUCCGAACACUCAACUCUCUUGAAAGUUUGUCACUUGAUUUUGACUGCGACGAAAAUCAAAGAGAGACGGGUGAAGCUUGGCCCAAGAUUGCUCACAUCAAGUGCAUAGAUAUCUGCGAGUAAGAUCCUAUUGAUUGAACUCAUUGUUGGUUCCACAGUUCUAGGGUCCUGCUUGAACUCAUUAUCGAUGGGUUUGAGAAAAUUGUUUUGACAAAGACAUGCCAUAUGAAGGAGAAACAGACCAUUUCCAUUUCAUGCGGUAUCCUCGCACAUCCCAAUAUAUUCUGGUCUUUGCCCUUCCCAAUUCAGUCUAUUGAUACUGGGAAUAUAUAUGUUGUUGUCAAUUGAUACUUUGAAAAGCUGGGUAAUGUGUCUUCUUUCUACCCUGAUAUGCAGCAGUUUCAUGGAAAGUGAGCAAAAUUUCUUGAUAUGUUAAGACACAGAUAGGCCAAGGUUUAGAUUGCUCGCAGGACUAAUAUUGCCAUGUCUUGAUGUCUGAGUUGUAAGCAUAAUUAUCAAAUUCUCUCUCAGUUUAUUAGGUUGACUCACCUCUUCACUCUAGUAGGCAAUUUCUGAUUACUGCUUCUAUUUUCGCGCUGCUUCUCUUCUCUUCUCUUCUUAUCUGAACUGGCAGACUGUUCUUUAUCUCCUCCACUCAUUCACACAAACACGAAUAUAUUUAGAGUUUCCAAGCAGAAUGAAAAUCACAGAGAGAUGAGAGCCAAUUUUGGGUCAGUGCAACAUCAGUUCCCUGGAUUUUACAAGUUCACAACUAUAUGCAGUGCUGCCGCUAAAGCAUCUCAGAAUACUUGUAGCUGUUGGACUCUCAUAAAUUUGAAGUCAUUUUGUAUAUCAUCCGGAAUUGAAGAAUGACCUUAAAGGUUGUGCCACUUCGAUAUUAUCUCAGGAGCAAUAAUUUUGUGAGCCAAAUCUUGGUUCUGUGUAUGGGAAAAAGAUACAUGAGGAUCACCAGUUUUGCAUCCUCACUGAACAGAACUCGGUCUCCAUCCUUUAUCUGUAAGAUCCUUUUUCCAGUUUCUAAGUUAAUCGAGUGUUACACAGCUUAGAGGUUGUGGCCCUUCUCAUUCUUUCAUGGACACUUAAUCAAUUAGCAAACACCUACUCUUUCUAAGUAAAUAACCCGAGGACCAGAGAUUUUUGCACCUUCAUUGAUAAGAAUAUGAUCCUUUCCCUUCCAUGCAUAAUAGUAAAUUGAUCAGUUUUGUUAACAACAUGCAGCUCGAGUACUGGUGAGGCACUCCUUAGCCUUAGCCCAGGGAUUCAAGCUUUGGCACAGCUGGCUAGCUAAUGUAUCCUCUAUUUGUUAUCUAUACUUUACAUGCAGCAUCCCAUUAAGCAAAAUUUUCAUCUUGGUAACUGCCGUGAGUAGUUUACUCCUUGGUGGGAUAUUUCUAUGCCUUGAAGGAGAAACAUCUGUUGAAGGCUUCGAUUUUCGAGGGCUUAGGCUGAAUUUAGUCUUUUUGUCAAUUGACUUUAACUUGCAUGAAUGUGAAGAAGUAGAUUCCUUUCUGGAGGAGCAAA
Rosa chinensis is the source of this 5327-nucleotide messenger RNA. Its product is annotated as putative disease resistance RPP13-like protein 1. NCBI's taxonomy places the organism in Eukaryota, Viridiplantae, Streptophyta, Magnoliopsida, Rosales, Rosaceae. Gene Ontology annotation, molecular function: ADP binding. The record is from RefSeq and is a predicted model, not a curated record. The coding region runs from base 2018 to 3544 and encodes 508 amino acids. The transcript has 6 exons. Gene Ontology annotation, biological process: defense response; signal transduction.